This is a messenger RNA of Funneliformis mosseae, 1029 nucleotides long. The record is from the annotation of a GenBank genome assembly. Lineage: Eukaryota; Fungi; Glomeromycota; Glomeromycetes; Glomerales; Glomeraceae.
AUGCUUAGCUUCAGCGAAUUCGCCCCUGAUCCGCGCGUCAGUUUUGCAGCAAUAAAGAAUCUUCAAGUUGGUCAACAUUUUGUUCUCCCAAAUUUCGGUCAGGAGCCAAAACAUUUUGCUAAGGGUUACCUGGGAAGGAAACUCUAUGUUACAAAUCGAAUGAUUAAUGUGUGGAAUGAUAUCUCAAAAGAUCAACUUCAUUCUUUCAAACGCACGCAAGCUGAGUUAGAUGUGGAUACACCAGAGGAAGCGGGAGAGGUUAACAUUGCUGAAAAAAUUUUGGGAGAGCUACUUAAACAAGUAGAGCGCAAAACAUGGUGUAUUAUUCGAAGAUCCUCCAGAACUGCACACGCCAAGUAUGAGAUGAAAUACAUGAAAAAUGGUCAGAACAGAUGGUGGACUAUUUAUAUCAGCCCAUUAGAGGACAACGUGUUUGAUAUGUGGUUAGAAACGCACCCUCUUCUGAAGAUAUCUGGCAUUAAAGUUAAAGAAGCUACAAAUUGUAUACCACGUGAAUUAAUGUAUCUCGUUGGAUAUGUAAACGAAUUCGAUAAAGCCCUUUUAAAGAUAUAUAAAUCAUUUGACCUACCAAAAGAAAUAAAAUAUCAACUCGGUAUUGGAAAACUGUCCGGUCCUCAAUUUGAGGAAGCCCUAUUCAAUAGGCUUGUUAUAGGUCGUGGUUCUGAUGGAUAUCUCCGAUUUGACUUUAUGCUAGGAACCAUAUUUAUACAAGUAUCAAUUAGUAGCUUCACCAAACAUAACAGCGUAUCAUCAAAAAAUAUCGAUAAAUCCUUUGAACCAAUGCUUCUACAAGCUGAUAUCACUGCAAAUGAUAUUAGUGGAAGAAACCAAAUUGAAAUAUACUUGGACGAGAUAUAUGGACCCACCCAUUCUGCUAGAAUAGAUCCUUCAAGCCGUAAGUUUAAUGUUUCCAAAAAUGGCAAACACAAACCUGGAUUUCGAAUCGUCUAUAUUCGAGGUUCACCCGGCACUGCCACUCGACAAAAGUUAAACAAUUCCAUGGCAUAG